Aspergillus ochraceoroseus IBT 24754 is the source of this 906-nucleotide messenger RNA. RefSeq lists its product as uncharacterized. The coding region runs from base 1 to 906 and encodes 301 amino acids. The record is from RefSeq and is a predicted model, not a curated record. The transcript is spliced from 5 exons. Gene Ontology annotation, molecular function: ATP binding; protein serine/threonine kinase activity. Gene Ontology annotation, biological process: endocytosis; signal transduction; peptidyl-serine phosphorylation. Lineage: Eukaryota; Fungi; Ascomycota; Eurotiomycetes; Eurotiales; Aspergillaceae. Gene Ontology annotation, cellular component: cytoplasm; nucleus.
AUGGCGGAUUUCGGUGACUUUGUGAGGACUGAAGACGAAGAACUUGACCUUGAAGAGGUUGUUGAGCCCUGGAAUAAGUACGAUUUGAAAGAAUCUUCACGCGUCUUCUAUCCCAUUUGCGUCGGAGAGGUGCUCGAUGAGAGAUACCUUAUAGAGCAUAAAAUAGGCUCAGGUGGCUUCGCUACUGUCUGGAUGGCCCAUGACCUUCAGGACAAGAGGGAUAUGAAAUUAUUCAAACACCUUGUGACCCGUUUGGCGACCUUUCAGCUCCGUGGAAACAAAUGUCAUCAUCAGGUUCUAGUAUUUCCGUUGAUGGGCCCAUGCCUUUGCCGGGGUCUCCUGAGAAAGUUGGCCAUGGGCACUCGCAUGUCCGCUGCCCAGCAAUUACUAGCAGCCCUAGAAAAUCUACACAAAGCCGGAAUUGUACACCGCGACUUGAAUGAGAGGAAUUGUAUGUGGGGGAUGGUUCCUCUUCACAAUCUCAAGCGCAGCGCCAAAUAUGAGCUACUUGGACAGCUUGUUCGGCCCAUUGAGGUUCCUGAGAGCAUACGCACAGAGGAAUUCUAUCUUGGUGACUUUGGUCUGGCGAUGAACCUUGGCGACCCCGGUGGAAUUCUAUCUGGCAUCGUCCGAUGUCUGGGCCCACUACCCAAGCCGUGGAAGGGCCGUUACACUCACCCCGGAGGCCUUGAUUCCUGGUAUGAUCAGAGUAAAACACCCGAUCCAAAUCAUGAUCUCGCAUCAACAAUUGCAUACUUUCGUCCUGAGGUUGAUGAAAUUGAGCGGGAACAAGUACGCUCUAUCAUGUCUAGAGUAUUUACUUACUGCCCAGAGGAACGUCUAACCGCCACACAGCUUCUGCAGGACUCUUCAUUUAGGGCUAUCAUGAAUAAAUAUGGAUGUUGA